AAACUUGCUCGACCUUUAACGCCGUGAUAAACAGUAUAUAAACGCUUGGAAUUCCUCAUUUUUUUGUUUUCUCUUCUGUGUAUAAUAAUAUUCCCGUCUUUCAGGUUCAAGCGAUCGUAGUUAUCGCCACGUAAGUCUCCUAUAUAGCUACAUACGUAUAGGGCCUUGCAGUUUCCUCACUCAAGAAUCAAAAGCCGGCGUUUGAGACGAGUUUUUUGAGCGUAUCGAAUCGCUUUAUAGCAUUGAAUCGAAGCUGAUUAGGUGAACUCAAUCUAAAGGAGAGAUGAUCCCUUAUGAGCAAGAGUCAGAUGUUGUCCAGUGGGGUCUUCGCCUCCUUGACGGUGAUCCUCCAUAUUAUUCUGGAUAUUAUGGUGAUGCAAUACAGCACGAAACCGAGGACAACUAUCAUGGGCAAUAUGCCAGAGGUCAUUAUGAUCUUACAGACUGUAGCCAAGUAGAGAAUGAUGAGAUGAUUGCUCGUGCCCUUCAGGAAGAAAUUUCACAGCUAGAAAUCACAGAAUCCUCUGGAUACUCUGCUGCAGAAGAGCAAUCUGAAGCAUCAAAUCAUAUGCAUGAUUGGCAUAGUCCAUUGGCCAGGAAUGACUGGUCUGGUACUCAGGACCAUGAGUGUGGCCUAGAAGAAAAUGAUGAUAUGCCUUCUAGUUCAUGUUCUAGUCCCGUUGAUGGAGAAGAGUGUUCCUCUAAUUGGGACUCUGAUGAAUUUCAACUUGAUGAUGAAGUAGGCAAGAGACUGAAUCAAAUGAAUUCCAUACCACAUGUUCCUAGAAUUAAUGGUGAGAUUCCUUCAAUUGAUGAAGCAACUUCAGAUCAUGAGAGGCUUCUGACCAGACUGCAGUGUUACGGAUUUGUGGAGCUUAAGGUUCAGGGAGAUGGUAACUGUCAGUUUCGAGCUUUGUCAGAUCAGCUAUAUGACACCCUUGAGCGUCACAAAUUUGUGAGACGGCAAGUUGUAAAUCAGCUGAAGUCCCAUCCGGAGAUAUAUGAGGGAUACGUUCCUAUGGAGUAUAAUGAUUAUCUAAAGAAGAUGUCCAAGAGUGGUGAGUGGGGCGAUCAUGUUACAUUGCAGGCAGCAGCAGAUGCGUAUGGUGUGAAGAUAUUUGUUAUGACCUCUUUCAAGGACACAUGUUACAUAGAGAUUCUUCCUAACAAGAAAUCAAAAAGAAUCAUUUUCUUGAGUUUUUGGGCAGAGGUCCAUUACAACUCGAUCUUUCCAGGAGAUUUGGAUACAUCUUCUUCUGAGUCUAGAAGGAGAAAAAAGUGGUGGAUUUUUGGAAAUAAGCAUUAGGAACUCCAGACUGUUUGACCAUUGAUUGAUUAUUGGAGACGCACAUUCCUCUGCCUCACAGUCAAUAACAGCUAAAUGGUGACUCCUUAAUGCAAUGUUCAUUGUAUAUGACAUUGCUUCCAGUUUCAUAUUCAUGAUCAUUUGUCUAAUUGGCCACUCAUCCAAAUAAUGUCAUAUUGUUCUCUAGGAAUGUGGUUGCAUAAUAUUACUUUUCUCAAUUUUUGCACCUGUACAUCAACGGCUGCAUGCCAAAGAAAAUAGUUGAUAAUAGCAGCAUCAAAUUUCCUCAUCUCUGAUUUGAAAUUGAGUUAUCAUGUCUUGUUCAGAAUGAUCCGUGUAUGUGUAUCGAUGAAUUUUGAUGAAGCACGACUUCAAAGCAUGUGACUGUGAUAAGUUCUUAUCCCAGUUGAGAUUAUAGAAUAAACUGCAUUUUCUCUGUACCA
Molecule: messenger RNA, 1749 nt
Organism: Tripterygium wilfordii
Lineage: Eukaryota; Viridiplantae; Streptophyta; Magnoliopsida; Celastrales; Celastraceae
Product: OVARIAN TUMOR DOMAIN-containing deubiquitinating enzyme 12-like
Exons: 11
Coding region: 284-1306 (340 amino acids)
Biological process (GO): protein deubiquitination
Molecular function (GO): cysteine-type deubiquitinase activity
Source: RefSeq, a predicted model, not a curated record